CGGGGCUGAGCAGAACCCGUGAUUAAUUCACUCUUUUUACAUCCCGAGGGGUUCUCCCCAGCGGGGCUGGGGCUGCCCUGAAAAGGCACUUGGGGGCUGCAGCUGCUGGUUGUACUGACCAGGCAGCACAAAGUUCUUUAGGGCCACGUUUUUAGGUGUCUCUGCCAUUUACACCCUAGAGAAUAUGGGAAAGGAUGUUCUAUAGAGCAGUAAGAUUAUUCACCAUGUGAAUACUUAGUGGAGUAUUUGAUGUUUAGAGAUCUCCGUCAAAAAUCCAUGAAGCACCUUGUUGGAACACAGCAGGAUAUAAAAUGCUGGAGCUUUCUCAAGCCUGUGCCUGUCCUUGGUUUCCCUGGCCAGCUCCAGUGCUCUGCUCUGUGUUCUUUAAAGUGAAAAGUAACUCAAUAGCUUCUGAAAUCAAUGUUGUUUUAAUGAACUGAUUCAUUUUUAAGGAGUUCUGAGACCCGUUUAACAAAUGUACCUCAAGUUCAUGUUUUGUGUUUUCAGAGGAAGAAGAAUGUCCCAAAAACAGCUGAAAGAAGCCUUUAUCAGCAACCUAAACGGAACGAGUUUGCUGGAAAUUUCCGCAGGCUUGUCCCUGCCUCCGCUGUGCCUGCUCCUCAGAGGGCUCCUCCUGAUCCUGUACUACCUGCACCAUGGAAAACCUGUAAGCUCAAGGAAGUACAGCCUGCUGCUAGACUUCCUGGUGCUGGUGUCUCCUCUCCUGUUCUCCUGCACUGUCUUGUCUCCAAUCAUCUUUUUCAUACCAGUUAUCCUUGCUGCCUUCUGUGCCGGAAUAUUUUCCAAAAUAUACAGCCAGAGAAAACAGGAGGCCAGAGUGCCCUUUGGGCAAAUUGUAAAAGAAUUUCAGAAGGCAUACUUGGAUCCCGAGUGCAUUCCAGCAAUAACUGUGUUCCGUGUUUAUGUCAACGUGCUGACAUCCAUCAGCAUUUUGGCCGUGGAUUUCCCGCAGUAUCCCCGGCGAUACGCCAAGGCCGAGACCUAUGGCACCGGAGUCAUGGAUUUGGGGGUGGGAGCCUUUAUCUUUGGAAAUGCUCUUGUUUGCCCUGAGGUUCGACAGAAGUCUCACACGACACAGCCCAGAUUCUCCAGUCUGGCCAGGCAGGUGUUUGCUGUGUGGCCGCUGAUUUCCCUCGGCAUGGGGCGGCUGCUGAGUGUUAAAUCCAUCGAGUACCAUGAGCACACCUCGGAGUACGGGGUGCACUGGAACUUCUUCUUUACCUUGGCAUCAGUGAGACUCGCAGCAUCUCUGCUUUUGGCCAUAUUCCCCAAACAUAAGGCUUGGCUUGUGGCCCUAGCUCUGGCUGUGCUUUACCAGCUGCUCCUCAGCACUACCUCUCUGAAGACGUUCAUCCUGCACGGCAGCGACGGCAGGAACUCCCGGCUCGGCUUCCUCGAUGCCAACCGGGAAGGGCUGCUCUCCCUCUUUGGCUACCUGGCCAUCUACCUGGCGAGCGUGCAGGUGGGGCUGUGGCUGCUGCAGCGCAGGAGCUCGGUGAGGGGCUGGCUGCAAGCCCUGAAGGGGCUGGCUCUGGCCGUUCUGGUGCUGUCGGUGUUGCUGCAGCUGUGCCAGGCGUGCACGGAGCCCGUGUCCCGCCGCGUGGCCAACCUGCCCUUCUGCACCUGGGUGCUCGCCCACUGCCUGCUGCUGCUGGGCUUUUUCGUGCUCACUGACCUCGCCUUGGUGUUCACAAAGCUGCUGGUCGAGGGGUCCAGCGUGCCCUGCUGCUGGAAGGUUGUGCAGCCCCCUGAUUCCAGGAAAAAGGGAGUGGAGGCCGUGCAGGAGCAACUCUAGCAUGCCUCGUCUCCCAGCUGCAGUGGUGUUUCUUUUGAAGUCAGAUUCCAGGCAGUAUCCUAUUUCAAAGCCACACUGUCCCAGAGAACAGGUAUUUCUUCCAGGCAAAGAGGGCCAUGCAAAUGAACGCAGGAAGGGGCUGGCUGCCUUUCCACCGCCUUGGAGAUAACAAACAAGCCACGUGUUCCAGCGACUUAAAGGAACAUUAAAGAUCCAUGGAUAAAAAUUG
This is a messenger RNA of Parus major (Great Tit), 2045 nucleotides long. It is a transcript of the gene PIGW, whose product is annotated as phosphatidylinositol glycan anchor biosynthesis class W. Gene Ontology annotation, molecular function: glucosaminyl-phosphatidylinositol O-acyltransferase activity. Gene Ontology annotation, biological process: GPI anchor biosynthetic process; protein localization to plasma membrane. The coding region runs from base 476 to 1816 and encodes 446 amino acids. Gene Ontology annotation, cellular component: membrane; endoplasmic reticulum. NCBI's taxonomy places the organism in Eukaryota, Metazoa, Chordata, Aves, Passeriformes, Paridae. The transcript is spliced from 2 exons. The record is from RefSeq and is a predicted model, not a curated record.